AUGCAAGCUGUUCUAUCAUCAGACUUUUCAAUUGGACAAUUUCGAUAUCUAGAAAGGUUACUUCUCGUGCAUGGAAGACAGUCCUAUCUACGAAUGUGCAAAUUUCUUCGUUAUUUUUUCUACAAAAAUUUUGCUUAUACACUUACUAAUUUUUGGUAUUCCUUCUUUUCUGGAUAUUCUGCUCAGGUUUUUUCCAAAGAAAAAAAUUUUAAAAAAUCUUUAAAAAAAUUUUCAAAAAAAAUUUUUUCUUUCCUUCAGACAGUCUAUGAUCCUGUGCUCAUUUCCCUCUAUAAUCUUCUAUUUACGGCUAUGCCUGUGUUGGCUAUGGGAAUUCUGGAUCAAGACGUAAAUGAUGAAUAUAGCCUUAGAUUUCCUCGUCUUUACAUUCCUGGCCAAUUCAAUCUUUUCUUUAAUAUGCGAAUAUUUAUUUAUUCUGUGAUACAUGGAAUGAUUAGGUAUAGUUUAGUUAAAGUUUAG
Messenger RNA from Meloidogyne enterolobii, 477 nucleotides. The record is from the annotation of a GenBank genome assembly. NCBI's taxonomy places the organism in Eukaryota, Metazoa, Nematoda, Chromadorea, Rhabditida, Meloidogynidae.